AUGGGGAUGCUCAAUGCCACCGCCUUCAAUGCCUCGGCGUGGCCGGAGACCGGCCAGUACUCGGCCGGGGCGGUGGCCGGCUUGUCCGCGCUGGUGGGCUUCCUGAUCCUGUUCACCAUCGCGGGCAACACCCUGGUGGUGAUCGCGGUGCUGACCAGCCGGGCCCUGCGGGCCCCCCAGAACCUGUUCCUGGUGUCCCUGGCCAGCGCGGACAUCCUGGUGGCCGCCCUGGUCAUGCCCUUCUCGCUGGCCAACGAGCUGAUGGGCUACUGGUACUUCGGGGCGGUCUGGUGCGACGUCUACCUGGCUUUGGACGUGCUGUUCUGCACCUCGUCCAUCGUGCACCUGUGUGCCAUCAGCCUGGACAGGUACUGGUCCAUUGUCAAGGCGGUGGAGUACAACUUGAAGAGGACUCCUGGCCGGAUCAAGGGGGCCAUCGUCAGCGUGUGGUUGACCUCGGCCAUCAUCUCCUUCCCCCCCCUCAUCUCCACCUCCCGGGUGGUGGAGCAAGACCAGCUCCGGCCCGCCUGCCGCAUCAAUGAUGACACCUGGUACAUCCUGCUGUCCUGCGGCGCCUCCUUCUUCGCGCCCUGCCUCAUCAUGCUGCUGGUCUACCUCCGCAUCUACCGGGUGGCCAAGCACCGGACCCGCAGCCUGUCGGUGAAGAGGGACGGCCCGGACGGCUCCUCCCAGACCGAGGAGGCGGCCGCCAGCAGAGCCGCCUCCCUCAAGGAGCCGGGAGACGAAGGGAGUGCUGCUCCCGCCAGCGGGCUAGCAGCAGCGGCGGCGGGAGGGGAGCGCCAGAAUGGCCACUACUGCUCAGCGGCGGAGCCCGACGACAGCUCCACCUCCAAGACCCCACCUUCCAAAAAGGGGAGCUCCAAGAAGGAUUCGAGCCUGAGCCGCCAGCGCCCCUCCCGCUCCAGCAGCCGCUCCUUCGAUGUGUUCUCCACCCGGAGGAGGAGGAGAGGCAGCCGCAUGUCCAGGAGCAAGGCCUCCCAGGCCCGAGAGAAGCGCUUCACCUUCGUGCUGGCCGUGGUGAUGGGGGUGUUCGUGCUUUGCUGGCUGCCUUUCUUUCUCAGCUACAGCCUGUACGGCAUCUGCCGGGAGCUCUGUGAGGUCCCCGAGACCCUCUUCAAGUUCUUUUUCUGGAUUGGUUACUGCAACAGCUCCCUCAACCCCGUCAUCUACACCAUCUUCAACCAGGACUUCAGGAGGGCGUUUCACAAAGUCCUCUUCAAACCCAAGAAAAGGACAUUUUAAUUCAGCCUCUCCUCCCCCCUCCCCACAUACACUGAUGCCCACCCCAUUCUUUGGUUUUCAAACUGUCUCUGGGGUCUGGAAAUGUACAUAAUCUAUAUGCUGAGUGUAUGGAUUUAUCAUAAAGGUGAUGCCUCCAUGUCCUACCAGAUCACAGGGUUGCUGCCUCAUUUGAGCGAGAGGACUGGUGGUGUUCUGUUUCAUUCUGCCGAGCAGGAACUCCACUCUAUAUACUGGCUGUCAGCAGCCAGCUCAGAGUCAGUCCCUAAACUGAGGAGAUCUUCAGAAUCCCCUGUUUGCUUUUACUGCUGAUGUUUUAACCUGACGGUCACCAUGCCUCAGGCGAAGGGGGAGAGGUUGAGAAGGAGAGUCCUUCAUGGUUAAACUCAGCUGGUGUGGGAAUUGAACCCAUGCAUCACUCUGCAUUGCAAACUGUGUUUUAUAUAUUAUAUAUAUACAUUCUCUCUCCAUAUAUAUAUAUGUACAAAUACUUAUUGUUUGGUUUGAUUAUAUAUGAUGAUGGUUCGAAGUAUCCAACCAGCCAAACGUGAAAGAGUUAAAUUCUAACUAACAUUUAGUUCUGAUAUUUUCUUGUGCCAAAUGUUUCGCAGUUACAAUAUGUAAUACUUAGCUUUCUUCCUUCCCCCAUCCAAAUUUGUGCCUGGCAACAUGACACUGUUCAAAUUUUUUAAUCGCCAAAUAUGUGGAUUGAUUUCAUUUUUAUUGUUGAUCGUCAUCAUUGAAUUCUUUGUGCGAGAUUGCACUUUCAGUAACACCUGUCCGUCUGAUUUGAAUACAACAAUUUGUUCG
This is a messenger RNA of Hemiscyllium ocellatum (epaulette shark), 2070 nucleotides long. RefSeq names its product adrenoceptor alpha 2C (gene adra2c). The transcript has a single exon. Gene Ontology annotation, cellular component: membrane. Bases 1 to 1263 code for a protein of 420 amino acids. Gene Ontology annotation, molecular function: alpha2-adrenergic receptor activity. NCBI's taxonomy places the organism in Eukaryota, Metazoa, Chordata, Chondrichthyes, Orectolobiformes, Hemiscylliidae. Gene Ontology annotation, biological process: adenylate cyclase-activating adrenergic receptor signaling pathway; platelet activation; regulation of smooth muscle contraction. The record is from RefSeq and is a predicted model, not a curated record.